AUGAUAAGCUGCAAUUUUCUCACCAAAAUUCACAAUGCGCUAGUUGAUGUCAAAGGAAACACAGCGCCGUUUGGAGGAAUAAAUAUUAUUUUUGCUAGAGAUUUUGCUCAGCUUUCACCUGUGACUGGCAAACAACUAUAUGCCCACCUUGAUCUUAGAUGCUGUGCGACAACACAGGGACAAAAAAGUAUCUUUGGCAGACUCCUGUGGCUAUCAAUAAGCACUGUGGUUUUAUCAACAAAAAUAAUACGUCAAUCAGGUCCUGAAAACAAACGGUUCGUGGAAUCUCUUACAUGCCUGCAUGAAGGCAAAUUAAUUACCACCAGUGCUGGAAACACAAAUCAUUGCAAAUGGAAAGAUGCACCGAUCAUUGUCUGUGAUAAUGAAAGUAAAGAUGAACUGAACAUUAGAAUGAUGACAGCAUUUGCAAAAAGGACAGGACGGACUCUUCAUUGGUACCACUCAUUUGAAUUCAGGAAAAACAAACAUGCGGUUAGGUAA
Messenger RNA from Suillus bovinus, 501 nucleotides. RefSeq lists its product as uncharacterized. The transcript has 3 exons. The record is from RefSeq and is a predicted model, not a curated record. Lineage: Eukaryota; Fungi; Basidiomycota; Agaricomycetes; Boletales; Suillaceae. The coding region runs from base 1 to 501 and encodes 166 amino acids.